GGGACAAAUAGCUGUGUGUGUCAGACAUGCUUCUGCUAACAUUACCUCUCAUCAAACUCAGCACUUUACUGCUCAUUACCAAGCCUCACUAACUACCUGGACAUUACCAGCCUUGUCAAGAAAUACAAGAACUGUCUUUCUCAUUGAAGUGAGUAGAGGUGAAGUAAAAAUCUAAAUCAGGUCAUCAUGUGUACGGGUAAAUGUGCUAAAUGCACCGCAGACCUCCUCUUCCCACUCGGUCUCUUAGCCGUGGUCGGAAACAUCUUGCUGUUUUUUCCCAAUGGUGAGGUGUGGAGGACCGAAGAGAUCACCGAGAACAUCUGGUUCUUCCCCGGGGUGAUCGGAGGAGGACUGCUGGCGUUUCUGCCGGCGUCUGUGAUGAGGGCCGCUGGUCUGGAGGGCAGCUGCUGCGCAAACAGAUGUGGGAUGAUGCUGUCCAUGCUGAUGUCUGUGUUGGGUGUAGCCGGAGCUCUGUACUGUAUGAUCGUCUCUGUCGUCGGCCUGCAGGACGGCCCUCUGUGUGACACAGGAGACGGGAUCUUCAUCUACCCCUUUCUAAACAGCACUGCAGAAGAGAGUUACCUGUUUAACCAGACGUCAUGGACCGUGUGCGUGCAGCCGCACAAUGUGGUCAUGUGGAACGUGGUCCUGUUUUCCAUUCUCUUGAGCAUCGGGACGCUGGAGGCUGUGCUUUUACUGGCACAGGUAAUCAACGGACUGAUCGGAUGUCUCUGUGGGACCUGCAUGAACAAGAAUCAGCCAACGCUGAUGGAAUGAAGACACAAGAACACACUCCAGUCUGUGCAGAAAUACACAAAACACAAUGACAUACAGAAACAUACAGAAACACAUGUGUGAAAUACACUGAGGUUCCCAUUGACAGUUAUGGUUAGAGGUCAAUCUUCAUGCUUACCUUUUUAUCAAAAAAUUGCAUAUUGAAUUCAUAAUCACCAUCUCAUAAAAUCACUAUCAUAAAAUGUUUUCUUGUGAGACCAGGUUGCAAUAUUUCAGACACAUGACAUUUAUAUAACCCUGUAAUAUUCAGCUAUCAAAUAUAAUAAACAUAUUUCCCAAGUUU
This is a messenger RNA of Labeo rohita (rohu), 1078 nucleotides long. Its product is annotated as transmembrane 4 L6 family member 1. The transcript has 6 exons. The record is from RefSeq and is a predicted model, not a curated record. The coding region runs from base 187 to 777 and encodes 196 amino acids. Lineage: Eukaryota; Metazoa; Chordata; Actinopteri; Cypriniformes; Cyprinidae. Gene Ontology annotation, cellular component: membrane.